AUGACAAACGAAGUGUAUGUGGUAGACUAUCCAACUGAUGGUUUCUCAGCUGACGGCGAGCCUUCCAAAAAGGUAGUUGCACCAAUCCCAAGCCUCCAGAUUCCGGUAGGAAAGAAGUUCAUUGGAAGCCCAGCGACAGCAAAGCCACUCAGCCCAAAACAUGUUUACAAGCCAGAGGUGUUUAACAUGCAUCAAGAUGGUGGAAAUACCGGGACAGUCGAUAAUUGGGGCCCAUUAGGAGCCGAACUGGAGGUUUCAAGUGCGCUUGAGGGUCUGCAUAUUCUACUUUGGACCAAAGAUGGCCAGAUGGUUGCCGGCUAUACAAAGAUUGGGCUCGGCGGGCUUAAAUGGGGGCUGGCGGCAGUCGACAAUGAGACAAUGGGGGUUCAGGCAACCUGGUUUCCCGAGGUAGAUGGCCAGACCCUGAAUGUGGCAUAUAUGGAACUUGUUUUUGACAAGGACCAAAUUGUGGUGACAUCCAAAGAGGGCCAGAUUUAUGUGGUUCAACUGUCUACGUCUGAAGGAUCGCCUAGUCUCGAUCUCGUUCGAACCUACAAUUUGGAUUCUGUCCUGGCUCCUGGUGAGCUUCUCAUCAAUGCAAUGUACGAUACCGACGGUAACUUGUGGUUUACGAGUGGUGGAUUGCGAUCUCAAGUCGAGGGGGGACAUGGAGACCCCGAACAAAACUCCACCACCAUUGGAUAUAUUGAGCCGACGGGACCUUUCCAUAUCCGCCACAUCCCAGAUGAGAUGGUUGAAAACGGCAUUGCGGUCACAGGAACCACCGUCUAUGUGAUCACUGGACCCUCUGGUACCAAUGAUCAUGAAAACGCGACCGGUACUCUCUAUUCACUUACCUCUGGGCCUGGAACAUCCAUCAAAACACUUUGGAGCAUUCCCUACGAAGCUGGUGAUGUGAAGAAGCCCGGUUCUUUCGCACGUGGCUCAGGUGCAACCCCUGCCCUCCUUGGAGAUCAGUAUGUUGCUAUCACAGAUAAUGCCAAUGGCCGGGUCAACCUAGUCGUUUAUCAUCAAACAGCGCAGCAUGGUUCCUCGCAGACUGUUUGCAGUGUCCCGUUAUUUGAAUCGGGACUGAGCAAUGUCGACAUCGCACCGCUGACACACGGCGAUGGAGAUAGCUAUGGCGUAAUGCUUUGCAACGACUUCAAUGCACCAACGUUGUACUACGUGGACUCCGGCCUCAAUGGGAAAUUCAAUAACCUAACAGCCAUGGCUCCAGGCGUGGUCCGCGUCGAUGUCGCGGCCGAUGGCAGUUCCUGCAAAGUUGCUUGGGAGAAUGAUCUCAGGGUCCAGUCUGUCCCAAUACUUUCUACCCGGAAUGGGCUUGUAUAUGGCUACACACAGUCUGUAGCCGCGUCUCUGAAGGGCCUCUAUGAAUGGUAUGCUGUCGCAUUUGAUUGGCACACAGGAAAAGAGGCUUGGCGAGUGCGAGCCGGCGCAGGGGGAACCUACAAUGAUGACUAUCAACCAGGGGCUCUUGGACCAGAUGGAAGUUUCUACCAAAGCGUGAUUGGGGGCUUGGUGAGGUUUAAAGAUGGUGUAUGA
This is a messenger RNA of Penicillium coprophilum, 1566 nucleotides long. RefSeq lists its product as uncharacterized. Bases 1 to 1566 code for a protein of 521 amino acids. Lineage: Eukaryota; Fungi; Ascomycota; Eurotiomycetes; Eurotiales; Aspergillaceae. The record is from RefSeq and is a predicted model, not a curated record. The transcript has a single exon.